AUGAGUCCGUUCCUCCCUCGUGAACCUCACCUUGACGACCCGUUGAGCAACGCGAUGACACACAUUUGCGAACCGGACCACAGUCCAAUCUCCUGCUCACCGACCAACCUUCCCUCUUCAACCUCCAGUCACCGCGUCAUUGUGACAGCCCUGCAUCCAGACAACAGCGCCAGAUUCACCAGAACGGUUAUGGAGAUGAUAGACACCACGGUUCCCACUCAGUCCAACACUGCAGACGAUGUGUCAGCGGAAAUCGCGAGGUCCCAAUGGGCGGAAUGGCGAAGCGAAGAUUCACAAGUCUCAGAUCCGUCAACGACUGUGAGUGAGGUCGAUCUCAGCACAAGUACAAGCUCAACGGCAGUCGAAAGCGCAAGCCGGACACCUCUAUCACCAUCAUCCACCUUGCCUCUGCUGUCGACAUCUCUGUCUAUGACCACGGUUCUCACAUCGUCGCCACUGUCAUCACCCAGCUUUACUGUGACUUACAGUGGUUCACCUACAUCCAGCGAUUCAACCGCAUCUUCUGCCGUCAACAACCUCGUCUCACCGCCAUCCUCUGCCUACACCACGGGCAUUUACAUUGCGCUGGGAAUAUUCUUAUUCUUUGGCAUCUUGUGCGCUUUGGUCACCAGUCCUGCCAUUGCGAAUGCUAUCCAACACACGUACCCUCUCACGCGGGAUCAAAAACACCGCUUCGCCCAGGCCGUCACGCGCCUGCACUCGACGACCUUUUUGACGCCGUCGCUGUUUGUCAACGUCAGCUUCCACCGUCUCUCUGCAAAAUCCACCUCCAACUCCAAAUCCAAAUCCAAACCGCUCUCUUCCGAAUCGUCGGCGAGUGAUGCCAAUGGUGACGGAGAAGACGAAGACGACGAAGAAAACACGUACUUUCUCGCCGGCGAGCCCGUGGUGCACAACCACGCGGGCCCGAACAGGAUCCUCGCCAUGGUGCGCACGUCGGCGUCCCGCACCAAAGCCGUCUUUGACGAUCUGGCCGAGAAGAUCGAGGCCGAGUGGUACGCUGUCGUCGGCUCCGAUGCCACCGGCUCGGGUAACAAAGCGACGGCGACGGCGAAGAAGAUGCACUUUAUCGUCUUCUACCCCAUGAUCGCGGCACGGGAGAACGGCGUGACCAUUCCGGAUGCCGGCUCCGAAUCGACGUGGCUGCGCUCAAACAUGCCCUUUUUCAAGACCCAGGCCCAUGAGCACGACGACGACAAUUUCCGCAAGAUGCUCGACGAGAUCGAGCGGCGGGAUGAUCUGAAGAAACUCAUCGAGUGA
Messenger RNA from Fonsecaea monophora, 1281 nucleotides. RefSeq lists its product as hypothetical. The transcript has 3 exons. NCBI's taxonomy places the organism in Eukaryota, Fungi, Ascomycota, Eurotiomycetes, Chaetothyriales, Herpotrichiellaceae. The coding region runs from base 1 to 1281 and encodes 426 amino acids. The record is from RefSeq and is a predicted model, not a curated record.